CAGAAAAUGUUGAAGUUUAUCAUUUUAUUGUUUUGUGGGCAUAAUUUUGUCUCGGGGUCAGAACUAGUAGAUUCGGGGAAUUUCAAAAUAGAAGGGAAGGUUGAAAUUACUACGGCGCGUGAUAAGAAUUGGAUUUCAAACACUAAAAUUCUUGUUGAUGGAGGGCAGUAUGUUGGUCAUUUAAAGAAUGAUGGAUCAUUUGUCAUUCAUGGUUUGCCAUCAGGAUCAUUUAUUGUUGAUGUCACAAAUCCAUCGUACUUGUUCGAAUCUGCCAGGGUUGACAUCACGUCCAAGGGAAAGAUCCGUGCAAGACGUGUCAACCAUUUACAGCCAAAUUUGGUGAAAACUUUGCCGUAUCCUUUAGAGAUCCGCGACCGAGGCAAAGCUACAUACUUCCAGCCACGAGAACAAUGGAGGGUUCAAGAUUUCCUCUUUAACCCAAUGGUGUUGACAAUGGUGUUGCCAUUACUUCUGAUCAUGGUUUUACCCAAAAUGAUGAACGCUGCUGACCCUGAGACACAAAAGGAGAUGCAGUCCCAGAUGAGUGCAUUCAGUACGAAGCCGAACAUGCCGGACAUGUCCGAGAUGUUUACAAACAUCUUUGGAGGCGGGGGGUCGGCCAAAAAGUCCAUAAAGAGCAAACCGAGUUCCAGGAAAAAAACAUAAUGUUCAAAUCUAUUUAAAAAAACAUCUUAAUGGUGUGCUUCUAGUAACUCUACGAACACUAAUUUUACUUUUCAGCCCAAAUCAGUUUACAGUUUUUAAAGUAAAGGUUCUUGACAGGUUAAAUAAUAAAUAUGUUAUGGUUUUUAAAGAAAAAGGUUUUUGAAAAUAAGUAUUGAAAGCCAACAGAAAUGCUAUUUGUUGUGAAAAAUGUGUUGAAUACAAUGCAAAGCAGUGAAGAAAAGCUGCUUGUUUUUAGCUUAUUUUAAACACAACUUGUAACAUGGGUGGCAUUUUAGAAAAAACACACAGAAUUUCAAUUCUCAUUCACAGUUGAUAAAUAAAAGGGAAAUUUGAAAACAAAAAUGCUUCCCAUAAAACAUUAACAUGUUGCCAGAAAUAUGCUUUUUCCUUUAAAAAAAAAUAUAAAAUGUAAUUGGAUAUUUAUUUUCUAAUCCAACUGGCCUCAAACAAAUGCAUAUUGUGACUUGCUUUGAACACUGCUUGAUAUGUAUUUUCGAUCAUUAAGGUUAUAACAUUAGUCCACUCCGACCAAGUCUACAUGUAGCUCGGGUAUUCACCAAAGUCACCAGUUGUUAAUUUUAAAAACAGUUGGCAAAUUAAUAAUUUCAUGUAAUUAUUAAUAUUUUGUAGAAUAAUAAUUGUGACUUUUUACCGUUUUUGAAGUUCAGUAAGUAAUAUGGCAAAACUUUCUGCUUGCCCAGAACUAGCCCUUGCAAUCUAAUUAAAAUUAGCUCCACUAUUACAUGUGGAUGUAACAGCAACCAGUUGAAGCUCAUGUCCACCA
This is a messenger RNA of Gigantopelta aegis, 1471 nucleotides long. RefSeq names its product ER membrane protein complex subunit 7-like. NCBI's taxonomy places the organism in Eukaryota, Metazoa, Mollusca, Gastropoda, Neomphalida, Peltospiridae. Gene Ontology annotation, molecular function: carbohydrate binding. The transcript is spliced from 4 exons. The coding region runs from base 7 to 666 and encodes 219 amino acids. Gene Ontology annotation, cellular component: EMC complex. The record is from RefSeq and is a predicted model, not a curated record.